Molecule: messenger RNA, 745 nt
Organism: Aspergillus caelatus
Lineage: Eukaryota; Fungi; Ascomycota; Eurotiomycetes; Eurotiales; Aspergillaceae
Exons: 4
Coding region: 84-326 (80 amino acids)
Source: RefSeq, a predicted model, not a curated record
CCUCACUAUUCCAGCCAUAGACACGGAAAAGCAAAAGCGCCUUCUGACAUCCUUGUGCAGACUUCUACUUAUCAAGAUCCAUCAUGUCUGCCUCUAUAGCACCCGAAUGCAAUGAUAUCAAAGAGAGAUAUGACACCUGCUUUCUCAAAUGGUACAGUGAAAAAUACCUUCGUGGUAAUACAACAUCCAAUGACUGCGAAGAACUAUUCUCUAAAUACAAGACAUGCUUAAAUAAAGUGCUAAAAGAAAAAGGCAUCGAUUCCAUGCUGGAAGAUGUUCGGAAGGGUAACUCCGAGAUGGAUGCUGAGCACAAUCGGAGGAGUUGAUAUCUAGCUUCGCUAUAGAUACCUCAUCUCCGCUCCAUAUACAGACUAAUAACAAGCAAAUGGGCCCAGUGGCCUGAAAUAUUGUCAUCUUCAAGGGCCAGAUCAUGAUUUAACCUGCCAUGAGCAGCCAACCUUACGCGGCGCAAAUUCCAUUGCAAUGCUGGUUUGCAGCUCAACGUGGAAUAAGUCGUGAAGCUCAUUGACUGGACCUCUUGCAACUUAACGCUGAUUCUUGGAAAAGCCAAUCUUUUGCACGCCAGUUGUUAAGGCUUCAUGUGUGCGACAAUAUCUACGAUGGCUUGUUCAGAAAGUCUCACCUCAACUUAAUUCUGUACUAACACGUUCUCCCCUCUCAUGUACUUUUAUACAUAUGUAAACUAGAUCAUUUCUCAGACCAUACAUCAUUUAGCGACUUUUCA